This is a messenger RNA of Sceloporus undulatus (fence lizard), 482 nucleotides long. RefSeq names its product lymphocyte antigen 6E-like. The record is from RefSeq and is a predicted model, not a curated record. Lineage: Eukaryota; Metazoa; Chordata; Lepidosauria; Squamata; Phrynosomatidae. The transcript is spliced from 3 exons. Gene Ontology annotation, molecular function: acetylcholine receptor inhibitor activity. Bases 92 to 409 code for a protein of 105 amino acids.
CUCAGUCUUGGAAGUGGCAGGUUGAACCAAAGAAAGGCAACACCUGAGAGGUGUAUAUAUUCAAAAGCCGCCUCUCCUAGCUCCAGAGAGGAUGGCAACGAUGAUGAAGACUUUCUUCCUUGCCUCUUUGCUGGUGGCUGCUGUGUGCCUAGAGAAAGGACACUCCCUCCGGUGCUUCCACUGUGCAGAUGCAUCUUCCAACUGGGACUGUUUCAAGACACAGAUGUGUCCAGCAACGGACAAAUUCUGUGUCACAACAAUCAUCGCCGCAGGAAGAGGUCAGAGUGACGAACGACAGAUCAACAAGGGAUGUUCUUCCAACUGCACAGAGCGCAAGGUGGACACCGGCAUAGCAUCUGUUUCUACAAAAUGUUGUUCUUCCAGCCUUUGUAAUGUUGACGGACCAUAGCUUCAUAGGACUCUAUGGACUUUGGGUCUCAUCCAGUGGGGCACAUCUUUAUGCUCCCAGUCUCCAACCCUUU